CUCCCCACAGGAGAUGUAGGCACAGGGUAUACCAUGUUACACCACUUUAACUCACACAUCGGCCCUCUAUACAGGUUCCCAUCACAACUGCAUAGAUUGCUGUCCAUGUAGCUUGCGUGGUGGCCUUUAAAAUCACGUUACAAAUUAUUUCUCAAGUGGAGGUGAUACUAGGAUCGCAGUAGUGAUAAGUGUUGCAAUAGUUUUUGUGAGUCCCAGCAUUAAAAACAGUUGUUGCAUGUUGGAACAACGAUUUUUGUUAGUGCCUCCGCACCAGUUCAGGAACGUGAUGUUGGCAACGCAAACAUUGCAAAUUUCCUCAAGCCUAAAACUUAAACCAAUGCUUUGAAAAUACCGGUUAAAUGUUUGGCAAACCUAAACUAAGCUGUGCAUGAAGAUGCCUUGAACGUCACUGGCUUGAUUCAAAGUCUUUGACGAAAUACACUGCAACCUCAUAUAUAAAGUUAUGCCUAACCAGCUCUAACCAGUGCAAAGAUGCUGUGCAGCACGAGCAAGAAUUAUCAUCUUUAGAAAGAAAGUGGUUCUAAAGAAUACCCACUCAUUCUGUCGAGACAUCUACGUCAGAAUAGUGGUAGAAAUCCCUCUUAUCAACAAAGGGGAUUGAGUGUGCGCAAAAGGGGGAGGGUAAAAUCGCACAACAACAACCUCUGAUGUUUCUCGUUAAAUGAAAAUUUCUCAACGCAAGCAAUGUCUGCGAAGGCGAGUACUUCAGAAAAGGCAGCGGACAUGCCAGAUGAUGUCCUGACCAACCUAACUCGAUCUCAGUUUAAUGAACAACUAGAUCAGCAUCAGACACUGUUGCAAGCCAAAAAUGCUGAACUUACUCGGCUCACAGAGAUGCUGAAAAGUGUGAGGGAACAAAAGGAACCUUUUACAAAAAUAAAAGUAACCCUUCAAACAGAAAUUAAUGAAGCUAACAUAGCCAUCAAUGCAAAAACAGAGGAAGUUACUCUCAUCAAGCAGAAGCUUCGUUAUCACAGUGUAAAGCAAAUCAAUGAAAACAUAGAGCGCUUGGAGUACCAACUACGAAACAAUAAUUUUAAACCCCGGGAAGAACAAAAGAUUUUAGAUGAGAUAUCUAUGUUACAGAGGUCAACAAAGACACUAAAAGAAUAUGAAGCCAAACAGGCUGAAAAUAAGAAAUACAGGGCUGAGAGAUCCAGGCUAAUCGAUGAGCGGAAUAGUAAUUACUCAAAAAUUAAAGCACUUCACGCACAAGAAGACGAGAUUAAAAAAGCCAUGACUGAAUUGCGAGGAGUAAUAUCCAGCAGCAGGAAAAGUAUAGAUCAUUUACGUCAGAUGAAACCAGCAUUGGAGAAGAAGUGGGUUUCCCAAUUACAUCAGCAGCAGGCAGCAAGGAAUAAACGCUUUGAGGACAAAAAACGGCAAAGACAUGAGCAUUUCAAGCCAAGAGACAGGCAGGAGCCCCGCCGCAAAAUAUGGGAAAAGUAUGAUGCCUACAGAGAACCUUAUGAAGAGGAAUGUGACAUGUGCAGAGUGCUUAUCACAUAUUUACAAUCUUCAAUGAAUGCCCUUACUUUGUCAACGCCAUCCAGUGCAAGACUUACUCCCUCAACUCCUGCAGGAACACCAAGCACCCCAGCUUCAGAUCCAGAUUAUGAGGGAUCCUUUUACAUGAAGCCAAAAGAUGAUGAUGGUUUUAUCAGAGUCAGUAAAAGAGAGAGAGCCAAAGCCAAGAAAGAGCACAGGCUAGCCAAACGUGUUAAAGAAUUGCCUCACACUCCUGAUGUUCUUCUUAAAUUUACCAAGUUAUCAAUUUCACCACCCAAAAAUACAGAUGAAAUACCAUGUGUUGUAAUAAAAUUGCAAGAUGCAUUACAACACUACCACCAGCUUUAUGUAGAUGCCAAGAAGAAUAAUGGUAAAGAAAAAUGUAAAGAAAGUAAAACCAAUGAGAGCGAAAAUGUCAAAUGCAUGAGACCCACAAGUUUAGCCAUCACACCACCUCAACUCCUAAUCACAACUACAUCAACAACUACUCCUGGGGCAAGUUCAACCACAUCCUUGCUUUCUGAACCAAUAUCUACCCCUCUCAACAAAGAAAGAAGCUCACAAAAUAACAACCCAUCUUUUCCAUUGCAACUAGACCCUGUUCCUGCCCCUCAUGACAAAAAUAAGUGUUUAACUACUACACUGCCAUCCACUCCACUUGACCAAAACAGAAGAUUGGACGACCCAUGUGUGUCACAUAUGUCCCUUGGUAGUCCAUGUUUACAGCAAGCUAACCCAUUACCAAAUGCCACUGUUACUUCACAACCCCUUUCAUGGGCUGCUGUAGCAACUAAAAAACUAGCAAACCCUGAAUCUAGUACUUCUGUCUUGUGUGAAAUGCCUUCACCUGUCCAGACAGUGUCACAUCAGGAAGUGUUGUGCAAUGGCAACCCAACUCCUGAGACACUCUGUGAACCACAACAAUUUGGUAUCCCCAAUUUAUCUAAUCAAAGAGAAGAAACAAAGUUAUGUAAUGGAAUACUGCCAUUAAACAGCAAUAAUGAAUCCUUCUUUUCAGCACGUAUGUCCUACUCUAGUAAUCUGGUCGAGAUGAACAACAAUACGGCAAGGAGUUAUGCCAAUGUUACUGCUAAGAUUAAUGUAGCUGCAGUAGAGUAUUAAAUACAGUAUAAGGCAUCAGUGAUCUUAUCAUCUCUAGAAUGUGGUAUGACUGUUUUAGUAAUGUUAUCAUCUCUAGAAUGUGAUAUGACUGUUAGUAAGGGGGAGCAAAUGGUACAACAGAGAGGACAUGGGUACUAUCAGUUUUACAUUACAUUUUAUGUGAAGAAUCUAUGCACAAUUCAGCUGUAUAAAUGACUUUUGCACAAUUUUGUCUUUCUUUGUCAAGCACAAUUUGUCUGUUUCUUUGUCAAUUUUAUAUUAUUUUACCAGAACUGGUACAAGUUAGUACUGUAAAUUUGUAAAUAUUCAUAAUUGUACAUAAUUUUAGUUUUAUCUCACAUAUGCUUUAAAAUGUACAUACUGCCUCUGUCUAGUCUUAGGCACCUGGUGUGCUGUAAUAAUCAGUAUAUUCAACAUAUAUAAUUUACUGAGAAGUGUAAAUAGCAGUUUUAUUAAGUCGGUAGGUAUUUAGUUCAUGAAAGGUAUUAUUUUAUGUAUACUUUGUUAAUAAUGUACAGCAAUGUAAUUAUAUAUACAGUAUUGUAUUCCAUGUUAACCUGGUGUUAUAGGGUUACUGCUAAAUAAAUUAUUUAUUUAG
Messenger RNA from Macrobrachium nipponense, 3250 nucleotides. Its product is annotated as bromodomain-containing protein DDB_G0280777-like. Gene Ontology annotation, biological process: intracellular mRNA localization. Gene Ontology annotation, molecular function: mRNA binding. The transcript has 7 exons. The record is from RefSeq and is a predicted model, not a curated record. Lineage: Eukaryota; Metazoa; Arthropoda; Malacostraca; Decapoda; Palaemonidae. Gene Ontology annotation, cellular component: nuclear outer membrane-endoplasmic reticulum membrane network; ribonucleoprotein complex; endoplasmic reticulum. Bases 706 to 2652 code for a protein of 648 amino acids.